GAUGGAGCCAGAUCAAAGACCGUCAAUCUACGAUGGCGACAUUAACAUCUUUGGAAAAUGCCGGAUUAAUCGAAAAAGGCCACUUCAGUAGAAUCCUCAGUGCUCUCAUGCAGCGCGACAAUGCCAAGCCGUUCACGGAUAAAGCGACAGAUUGGAAAGGGUCCAAUCGUAAGGAAACCCUGACGCCAGGCCAAGCCACGAUCAAAGGAAUUCAACGACGAUCUCGCCUGCGGGCCCAGCGGUUGGGAGAUCGCGACAGCAAGACUUGGCGUCCUUGGCUGACGCGCCCACGGCUUUUGAUUAAAGUCGCUCCUCUGCACUUUUUCUGGUGCCCAUCAAUCGACAACGGUUUUGCUAGAAAUCGCCAUCAACGGGCGAUCGUUACAACUGAACAACUACAAUGAGCGGACCACCACCAGGCAUCGACAUCUCUUCCGGGGGCGGACCCCCACCCGGCGUCAACACCGGCCGCGGCGGCUAUGUCGACCCUAACUGGCCAUUCCCUGGCGGUCCCAACGAUGCGCCCGUCAUCAUCUACGGCUACACUCCUUCGUUCGCCCUCGCUCUCUUGGCCACGAUUCUCUUUUGUCUCUACUUUGUCGCCCACUUGUUCCAGGUCGUCCGAUACCGCACCGUGUACUUUUGCACCUUUCCCAUAGGUCUCGCCUUCGAGAUCGUCGGCUACAUCGCUCGCUGCCUGUCCGCCAAGGUCAACCCGUACAACCUCAUCUUCUUCAUCCUCCAGUACUUCUUCAUCGUCACCGCCCCAGUGUUUUUGGCCGCCGGUAUCUACGCCAUCCUGUCGGCUCUCAUCCACCGACUGGGACGUGAAUACUCGCUCCUUCCCCCGAAGUGGAUUCUGUGGUUCUUCAUCACCUCGGACGUUGUCGCCACCAUCACUCAGAUCACAGGCGCGGCUUUGAUCGGUGUGAAGCAAAAGAAGAGGGAGGACCCCACUGCUGCCAACAACAUCCUGUUGGGUGGUCUGGCCUACCAGGUCUUCGCCAUUGGUCUGUUCAUCAUCUUGAGCGGUGUGUUCAUCUUUCGCGCGAGGAGGCAGAUCAAGCAGGCUGGCCUCACGCUCUUCAUUGCCGCCUUCUCGACCGCCACUCUCCUGAUCUAUCUGAGAACCGUUUUCCGUCUUGCCGAAACCGCAGAGGGGCUGGGCGGCGAUCUGAGCACAAAGGAGGUUUAUUUUGGCACACUCGAGUUCUUGCCCGUGGUCCUGGCCGUGCCUCUGCUGAAUGUCUGGCACCCCGGACGCUGCGUUGGACGGAGCAUUGCGUCAGACUCCAAGGAAGAGGCCGGCAUUGUUGAGUUGGAGUCCAGGGGCUGAUAUUGUUUGUUUCUACAAGUUUAGAGGAGAAGCGUCUUGUCUUGUGAUACCUCGGGGUGUUGGAAUCUCAAUUUUGGAUAUCAAUUUGGUAGUAAUGAUCAUUUCAUAGAAAUACUGAAUAAUCCCCUUUUAUGACAUGCUAGAAUCGUCACUGCUACCGUCCCCUCGAAAUGCGACGCAGGG
Podospora pseudocomata is the source of this 1519-nucleotide messenger RNA. RefSeq lists its product as uncharacterized. The record is from RefSeq and is a predicted model, not a curated record. The transcript has 2 exons. Gene Ontology annotation, cellular component: membrane. The coding region runs from base 401 to 1336 and encodes 311 amino acids. NCBI's taxonomy places the organism in Eukaryota, Fungi, Ascomycota, Sordariomycetes, Sordariales, Podosporaceae.